Molecule: messenger RNA, 6762 nt
Organism: Molossus molossus (Pallas's mastiff bat)
Lineage: Eukaryota; Metazoa; Chordata; Mammalia; Chiroptera; Molossidae
Gene: PLEKHG1
Product: pleckstrin homology and RhoGEF domain containing G1
Exons: 18
Coding region: 242-4387 (1381 amino acids)
Molecular function (GO): guanyl-nucleotide exchange factor activity
Source: RefSeq, a predicted model, not a curated record
GGUCUCCAUAGAGAUGUGAUCAGCAAGGUGAAGACGGAUAUUAGGAGUGUGUGGGUGACGAUACUGGAAAGGCGUCAGCUAUAAAAGCUUCAGUUGUUUUCUUGGGUGGAUCUUCGUUUUCCUUCUGUGCCUCUUCAGUCCAGAUGUCCACCGGUUGCGUCUUGAAGUGCCAUUAGCUGUAACCGAAGAUCCGGAUCCCAAGACCCCAGCCAAGUGCUCCCGCAGCCAAGAGCUGAAGACCAUGGAGCUGUCGGACAGCGACCGCCCCGUCAGCUUUGGCUCCACGUCGUCCUCGGCGUCUUCCCGGGACAGCCAUGGUUCCUUUGGCAGCCGAAUGACCUUAGUUUCAAACAGCCACUUGGGCUUGUUUCCCCAGGAUAAGGAGGCAGGGGCCAUAAAACUGGAGCUGAUUCCAGCCAGGCCCGUGUCCAGCAGCGAGCUGCAGAGGGAUAGCCUGGCCGGGCAACAGAGCCCCGACGCGGGCAGCGAGAGGCAGCCCCGGGCCCAGCGGAGAGCGGAGGCCAACGGGGCCACCAAAGCAAGUGCGGAAUCGGCUCCCAGCCCCAAGCUCCUCUAUGUGGAUAGAGUUGUUCAGGAGAUCCUGGAGACUGAGAGGACUUAUGUGCAAGAUUUAAAAAGCAUCGUUGAGGAUUACCUUGACUGCAUCAGGGACCAAACGAAACUUCCUCUGGGGACAGAAGAAAGAUCAGCCCUUUUUGGAAACAUACAGGAUAUCUACCACUUCAAUAGUGAACUGUUGCAAGAUUUGGAAAACUGUGAAAAUGACCCUGUGGCCAUAGCAGAAUGUUUUGUGUCCAAGAGUGAAGAGUUCCACAUUUACACCCAGUAUUGCACGAACUACCCGAGGUCUGUGGCUAUGCUGACAGAGUGCAUGAGGAACAAGACCCUGGCCAAAUUCUUCAGGGAACGUCAGGAAACUUUGAAACACUCACUGCCUCUGGGGUCCUAUCUCUUGAAACCAGUUCAGCGGAUUCUCAAGUAUCACCUCCUUUUGCAUGAAAUAGAAAAUCACCUUGACAAGGACACAGAAGGUUACGAUGUGGUGCUUGAUGCUAUAGACACGAUGCAGCGUGUCGCCUGGCACAUCAAUGACAUGAAGCGGAAACAUGAGCACGCAGUCCGGUUACAGGAGAUACAGAGUUUGCUCACUAACUGGAAGGGGCCGGACCUGACCAGCUACGGGGAGCUGGUGCUCGAAGGGACCUUCCGCAUCCAGCGGGCCAAGAAUGAGCGGACCCUCUUCCUCUUCGACAAGCUGCUUCUCAUCACAAAGAAGAGAGACGACAUGUUCACCUACAAAGCUCACAUCCUGUGUGGCAACCUCAUGCUGGUGGAGGUGAUCCCCAAGGAGCCGCUCAGUUUCAGCGUCUUCCACUACAAGAACCCCAAGCUGCAGCACACGGUUCAGGCGAAAUCACAGCAGGACAAACGCCUGUGGGUUCUGCACCUGAAGAGGCUGAUCCUGGAGAAUCAUGCGGCCAAGAUCCCGGCUAAGGCCAAGCAAGCAAUACUUGAAAUGGAUGCCAUUCAUUACCCGGGCUUCUGUUACGGUCCAGAGGGACAGGCGAAAACCCUCUCCACCCAACACCGGCUGAGAAGAAAAUCUGAACCUUCCUCAAGAUCACAUAAAGUUUUGAAGGCCAGUGAAACAGCACAAGACAUCCAAAAGGUUUCCAGAGAGGAAGGGUCUCCCCAGCGGACUUCGGCAGGGCCCUCUCCCGCCCAGAGGAACAGCCAGCCCAGCGGUUCUGCCAUUCUCAGUGCACUUCGUGGGGGUGGAGCCAUCAGAAACAUCUGGACAGACCACCAGAUCAGGCAAGCCUUGUUUCCCAGUCGACGGUCCCCGCAGGAGAACGAGGAUGAUGAAGAUGACUACCAGAUGUUCAUGCCAUCAUUUUCCUCUUCAGACUUGAACUCUACCAGACUGUGUGAAGACGGCACUUCGAGUCGUCCUUGUAGUUGGCACAUGGGACAGAUUGAGUCCACAGAGACCACUAGUUCUGGCCACAGGGUGGUUAGGCGGGCAAGCAGUGCUGGUGAGAGCAACACAUGCCCUCCAGAAAUCAGAAUCAGGGACGGUGAGGGCUCUCAGUACGGUCCCCGAAGGGAACUGCAGAAUGACCCUAAAACAGAAGGGCAGGACAGAAUGAUUCCCUUUGGGUCAUCGAUAGAGUUGACUAUUGAUGAUAUAGACCAUGUCUAUGAUAACAUAAGUUAUGAGGACUUAAAACUAAUGGUUGCUAAACGGGAAGAAGCUGAAUCCACUCCCCCCAAAUCAACCAGGGACUCUGUUCGACCCAAGAGCACCCCGGAGCUGGCCUUCUCAAAGGGGCAAGCCAGCCACGAGAAGAACUCUCUGCAUGCAAAGAGAGAGGGACCUCUGCCAGGUCAAGAGGCAUCGAACCAAAGCGCACAUGACCUCGAGGCGGUAGAGGAAAACAUCUAUGACACGAUCAGGCUCCCCGACCCACCCUCGCUGGAUUUCACGUGCAGCAGCCUGGAGCGUCCCAAGAGGAGCACCUUCCUGGGUCUGGAAGCCGACUUCACGUGCUGUGAUAGCCUGAGGCCCUUUGUGUCCCAGGACAGCCUCCAGUUCAGCGAGGACGAGGCGCCUUACCACCCGGGAGCCUCUGAUAAUGAUUACUUGAGUUUGCUGUAUAACUCGUUCAGCUGUAACUUGUCAAUAGCUGAUAAGUCUAUAUCUGAUCAGCUGUCUGAAGAAGUAGACGAAAUCUGGAAUGACCUGGAAAAUUACAUCAAGAAAAACGAAGUCAAAGCUAGAGACCGGCUCCUCGCAGCGUUUCCCGUUAGCAAAGAUGACGUACAGGACCGGCUGCACUCGGAGAGCACGCCCGAGCUGAGCAGAGACGCGGGCCGGGCCUUGUCCACACUCUCGCUGCCCGAGAGCCGUGCCCUGCUCACGCUGAAGGACCGGCCGGGCAGAGUCAGCCGGGCCAGCUGCCCGUUGGAAGAAGACCUCAUCGCUAAAGAAAGCUCCUUUGUGAGCCUUAACCGGCUCUCUCUGGCCAGCCAAGUGCCUCCCGUGGAAAAUCCCUAUGACUUGGCCAACAGCAGUCUGUCCCAAACAGACCUGGACAACCCUGACCCUGGGGUGGACGCCACAGAUAAGACCAAAAGCAGAGUGUUUAUGAUGGCGAGGCAGUACAGUCAGAAGAUCAAGAAGGCGAAUCAACUUUUAAAGGUGAAGAGCCCGGAGCUGGAGCAGCCGCCAGCCAGCCAGCAGCAUAAAUCUGUGCACAAGGACCUGGCAGCCAUCCUGGAAGACAAGAAGCAAGGAGGGCCCGCCAUCGGUGCCAGGAUUGCCGAGUAUUCCCAACUGUACGACCAGAUUGUAUUCAGAGAGACUCCCUUUAAGACGCAGAAGGACAGCUGGGCCAGCCCUCAAGAAUCCCCCAACCUCAAAUCUACACCAUCUUCCCAAGUCCCACGUGGCAGUGAGGACUGGCAUUCAACCUACAGUAAUGGAGAAUUAGCAGGUUUCUGUCCCCGGCCAGAGCAAGACUUGAAGGCAAAAUAUCCCACUUUGGAGAUCAACACAAAAAGUACUCCAAGACAUUUGUCCACAGCUUGCUCCGUGCCUUCUCUUCAAACCUCCGACCGUCUGCUGGGCUCCAUGCAGAGACAUAGCGUGGUAGUCAGUCAACCCAACAAAGAGAACUCAUGUCAAGGCCAUCUUUAUAACUCUUUGGGUCGGAAAGGAGUCAGUGCUAACUCUCAGCUUUAUAACAGGUCCCAGUCAUCUUCCUCAGUCUUAAUAAACAAGUCUGUGGACUCCAUCAACUACCCUAAUGAAACAGGGAGGAAACAACUGUUGUCUUUACACAAAGGUUCAAGGUGUGAGAGUCACCAGGAUCUGCUACCAGGAAUGGGUGACUCGUAUCAACAGGGUACUGGAAAACAUUCAGAUCUCACUCUCCAAGACUCACAGAAAGUUCUGGUAGUAAAUAGAAAUGUAUCCUUAAAUGCCCAAAUAGCUACACAGAACUAUUUAUCCAAUUUCAGAGAGACUGAAGGAGAUGAAGAUGACUAUGUGGAAAUAAAAUCAGAAGAUGAGUCAGAGUUAGAGCUGUCUCACAAUCACAGAAAGAAAUCUGACCCGAAGACGGUAGACGCUGACUUUUCUGAUAACGUCUGCAGCAACAACACAUCUUACUCUUUGAAUAGUCCAUGCACUCCAAAAAAGCCAGUGAGCGGCAAACUUGGGGUCUCACCCUAUCUGACACCGUACAGCGAUUCUGACAAACUGAAUGACUAUCUUUGGAGGGGCCCUUCUCCCAAUCAGCAAAACAUUGUCCAGAGUCUAAGGGACAAAUUUCAGUGUCUCAGUUCUAGCAGCUUUGCCUAAGGUUCUUAAUAGUAGCUGCCCGAAUUAACUUCUUCAUAUGCUCAUGAAUUCCACAUCCUGAGGCGUGUUUUAUAUGUACCAAAUUAAAACAGUUUUGUAAUUAACAGAGGUGUAAAAUGUACUUUCUUUUACAGCACAACUUUUGGAAAGGCUGAUGAGCCAGCCAGGAUUGUACUGUAGCCACGGUCAGCAUCUAACUGUUUUCUGAUGCUGGUGGUCAUGUUUCAUGUAAGUCAAUCUUACUUGAACAUUUCUAGGUUGGUUGUUGUUGUUUUUUAACAAGAUGACCAUAUUUUUUUUCUCACAUUCUGACAACAGUGCCUAGACUUUACGAAAUGCAAUACUCCUCUUAUUAUCCAGAAGCCAGUAGACUAGUUUUAUCCUAUGACUCAAAGGCAAUAAGGAGGCUUUACCAAGUUUUUAAAAGGAAACUAAAGCUGUUUAAAGGAUUAUGCUCAUUACAUCUGGCAUUUUUGUUCUAUUUGUGGCAAGAUCCUAGAAUGACUUAAGCUAAAGAGCUCUAAUUGGAGUGUAGUCUGCGGAGCCCUUUUUCGGGUUUCUAUUCUGGUAUUCCUACAUUAGAUCGUUGUAAUGCAAAAAUGGUGUAGCUAUUGGAAAUUAGCAUGUACUGAGACCAAUUUUCUGUAAGCAAAAAUCGUUACCUGGAUUCUUGGACAAGGCCUGGAGACUGUGCUGCUCUUCAUGUUUAUUUUAUUAUUUCUUUGGUGAAAGGAAUGAUUUCCUCAGUGGCUUAAAGAAAACCAAGGGCAAGAAAAUGCAAAUUGACUUAGCUAUAGAAAAGGGGUGACACCUGGGAACAGCUUGAUUAUUAUCUGCUUAUAUUUCAGUUGCAGGGCUGGGAGGAACAGAACAUUUCUUAUUAUUUUUCUGUGCCUGUCUCUAAUCAACAUGAAGUAUCCCACAAGCUAAAAUAAAACAAAGCACUUUGAAGUUCCCUUUCCAGAGCAGCUUUUCGUAUGAACUUCCAUGAGGUCUGUGCUCGGCCACGUGACCUGUCCCCUCCAGGAGGGUUUCCUUGGCCGCAGUGCAAUCUGUUUCCUAAAGCAAACACAACGUGGGGACCUUUUUCAUUGUUCGGACUCUGAUUAACACGUUCUAAUAACAUCUUUUAUGCUGUAAUUAUGGUCUUUAAAUAGCAGUUCACUGGGAUAUGUUGUAGUAAUAUAACUCUCUAUGGGAGGAAACUAAAAAUGAAAUCUUGUGGGUAGAACGCAAAAUCAAGGAAGCUAGAGAAAAACGAAGGUGGGUUUGUUGCUCCUUUAUAUAAAUAUUCUAUUUUACUGGAGACUCCGGUCAGUGCAACAAGAAUGUUUAUCAACAGUGGCCUCUGGGUUCUCAUUUUAAGCAGUUGUACAUUCUGUGGCCCCCUCUUCCACCCUCUCAGUUUUCAUUUUAAAAGAUAUGCUAAUAUGUGUAGGGCAAGGGAUCUGGGCUUUUCAUUUGAAGUAGAGCAGUGACAUUGAUUUGAAUCAGUGACAUCUUAUGCUAAUUAUCCCCCCCCCCCCUUUUAAGUCCUCUGUUUCUUUUCCUUCACUGUAAAACAUAAAAUGUGACCAUCAUUAUUGUACAAACAGGUACCCAAGGCAUUCAGUUUUCUUUUUAAACAACAAAAAGUAACCCAGGCUUCCUGCUUCUCCAUACUAUUCUUGCUUCAUGUAGCUUAUAAAAUGAAGUCCAUACAAAUGGCAUGGUUCUGGAGACAUUUUUUCUUUCCAUUCCUUUCUUGAAACGUGGUCAUGAGUUUUCAAGGUUAGCAGUGGCAGAAAAAACAAGCUCUGUGAGAAGGUAGGUUCUGAAACCUGCUAAAGGUAUUUGCAAGAGUGCUACAAAUCAGUUACCUGCCGCUUCCUGUUCCAAGGACACAGUCUCGCAUUUUUGCCUUUUAUUUCUAUGACCCAAAUUCUGCAGUGUCCAUCGUUACCAUGGUGUCUUAUCUCGGAAAUGAUCAAGUCUUAACACCAGUGUCUUGGUGAUAGCUAUGAUGUCACCUGUAGGAAUAUACUCCAUGUAUGAUGUGGAUGUCAUACUGUAUAAAACGUCUAUGUGGUCAUCUUUAGGUUCUAGGACAAAUCUCUAGUUUUAUAGAUCACUUCUGUCGGACAGGAUGCAGAUUUUGAGAGCUGUGUGUGUGUGUAUAUAUAUACACAUAUAUAUAUAAUCAUGUUCAUAUUUUUCCUCAAAGUUAUCAAUUAAGUGCUUUUGUUUAAAAUAGUUUCUUUUGGAGGCGGGGUGAGGAUGUACAUAAUUGAGGAAAAAGGGGUAUAUGUACUUCAAAGUAUGUCAUAUCUUUAUUAGGUCUCUGUAUUGAAGGUUCAUUUUUUUUUUUUAUCAGUUCACUUUUCACCUACUCUAUU